Molecule: messenger RNA, 7986 nt
Organism: Closterium sp. Naga37s-1
Lineage: Eukaryota; Viridiplantae; Streptophyta; Zygnematophyceae; Desmidiales; Closteriaceae
Source: the annotation of a GenBank genome assembly
AUGAUUGCCGUGUCUCCUUGGGUUGCUUCGGAGCAGGUCAUGGAUCCGUACAAGUUCAAGAAAGAACCGCAGGAAGGAAAGAUAUUCGUCCUGUUCCUGCAACCGCGACAGAUUCGGUUCUGCGGGCCGGACGAACUAGACAGGUUCGAGGGCGAGGCGCGGGAGAAGGCGAUCGCGCGCAGCCGGCGCAGCAGCUGCCUCCCCGACUACAAGGGGGCGCUCGAUGCGUGCCUGGCGCAGGAGGCGCGGCUGGCGCUGCUGGCGCAACGCCAGCAGGGCGCAAGGCAGCCGCGGGCAGAGAGGCAGGAGCGGGGGGAGAGGCAGGAGCUGGAGCAGGGGGAACGAGAGGAGGAGAACAAGGGAGGGACGAAGGGAAGGACGAAGGGAGGAAAGAAGCAGAAGGGUGCGAAGGCCCGAGGGAAGCGGAAGAAGGAAAGGGAGGAGGAAGAGGUGGAGGAGGAGGAGCAGCGAGAGGAGGAGACGGAGAAGGAAGCAGAGGUGGAGAAAAGGAGAGAGGCGGGUGCGAGUGGGCAGAGCGCCAAGAAGAGGAGAAAGGCAGGGGAGGUAAAUGUGGCUGACGUGGCACGGCCAGCGGUUGACGUUGCAGAGGUUGGGCUGGAGGCGGGAGCGACAGGAGAGGCAGAAGCCACAGGAGCGGCAGGAGCGGCAGGAGAAGCGGGAGAGGCAGGAGCGGCAGGAGAUGCAGGAGAGUCGCUGAUUGCAGAUAAGAAGGAUGCGGGAGGAGCGAUGACGGAAAUGGAGGGAGAGGGCAUGCACGCGGGUGCUGGGGCGGAGGCGGAGGCAGGGGACACGGAGCAAGAGGAACAUGAGGAGAGAGAACGGCCGGACGGAGUGGCAGAGGGACGCGCGGAGGGACGAGCGGAGGGACCAGCGGGAGGAGAGGCAGAGGGAGGAGCAGAGGGAGAUGCAGAGGAAAGAGCAGGACUCGGGCCCCAGGGAGCAUCGUUAGGGACGGAGAGGAUUGGCCCGGGCGAUGGUGAGGCAGAAGCAGGCGGUGGUGCGGUGGCAGGGAAAACGGCCAAGACAGGUGGUACUUUGAGUUAUGGUAGGAGAGGGGGGAAGAAGGGACGAGGGAAGGAGAGCGGCAGAGGGGUGGAGAGUCGAAACACAGGAGAGGAUGUGGCGGCGAGGGUAGGUGCAGCAGCAGUGGAAACAGGAGCUGCAGCUACGGGUGCAGCACUCGUGGGAAGCAGAGCGACAGCAGGAGUGGUGCCAGAAGCAAGCGGAGAUGUGCUGCUGACUCCUCCAGUUGAGGGGGUGCUCUCGACGCCUCCUGGGUUAGAAGUGCUCUCGACCCCUCCUGGAGGGAGGGAGAGGCGGGCAGCUGCGCAACGGGCUGCUGCUGCGCUGGCUGCCACUUCUGGGGGCAAAGGCAGAGCGGGGAGAGGGGAGGGGAAGAAGGGGGAGAAAGAGGAGAAGGGGGAGAAAGGGGAGAAGGGGGAGAAGGCGGGGGAGGAGGGGGAGAAGGGUAAGGUUGGAGGAGGGACAGGAGAGGCAGGGAAGAUGAACAAGGGAAAGAAGGAAAGGAAGGUGGAAAAGGCGGGGAAGGGGAAACAAAAAGGAAAGGUUGAAGCGGCAAGGGCAGGAAGAGCAGUGACUGGAGCAGCAGAUGAAGAGACGGCUGAUGUGAGAGAAGCAGAGGAAACUGCAGGUGGUGACAGAGUUGCGGCAGUGGAGGAGGAGGAGCAGCAGGGGGAGCAAGAGGGGGAGCAGGAGGGGGAGCAGGAGGGGGAGCAGGAGGGGGAGCAGGGGGAGGAGCAGGAGGAGGGUGAAGUAGAGGAGGUGGGGAGAGAAACAGGAAAGGGGGUUAAGGCGAAGAAGGGCGGGGCUGUGGUGGAGCGCAGGAGCACAAGGGCUCGUAAAAGUGAGGAUGGGGGUAUGGCUGAGAGGGUGAGGAGAGGUGCGAAGGGAGGUAUGAAGGGAGGUAUGAAGGGAGGCGCGAAGGGAGGCGCGAAGGUGAGUGAGCGAAGGGCGAGUUUUUUGAGAGGGAAGGGUGCGAAGGGUGAAGUGGUGGAGAGGGAGAAGGGCAGAAAGGAGCGUGAGAGAAGAGCGAGUGUGGCGAGAGGGAAGGGGGAUGGGAGGAGAGGAAGGGGAAAGGGAGGGAAGAAGGAAGAAGAGGAGGAGGAGGGUGCGGAAGAGGAGGAGGCUGGAGAAGAAAUGGAGGUGGAAGAAGGGGAGGUGGGCGAGGGUGAAUUGGAGGGAGGAGAGGACGACGAGGAGGAACGGGUGGAGGAAAGGGAGAAGGAAAGAGGGGAGAGGCGAGCUGAAGUGGAGGGAGAGGAGGGAGAAGGUGGAGAAGAGGAGGAGGACGAGAGUGUGAGAGAAAAUGGCUCAGAGAAGGAGAGUGAGGAGGAGGAGGAGAGUGAGGAGGAAGAAGAGGAGUAUGUACCCAGCUCACAAAAGGGCAAGAGGCCUCGUGCAGAGGGGGGGGAAGUCAAGCAUAAGCAGCAAUCUGUCGCCGCACCUCGUCCCAAACCUGCUCCCAAACCUCCCAAGGCAGCGCUCAAGGCUCUUGCCAAGCCUCGCGGCCAGGCUCGGUCCACCGCUGCUGCUGCUGCCGCUGCUGCUGGGGCUUUCAUUGUAGAGGACAUAGUCCAGGCGGGCAGUGCAGAGGACGUGGAGGAAGCAGCGUUCCGGUGGAUGGAGGGGUAUGAGUUCAACCGCACUCAUGCCACAGCCCAGCUGCUCAAGCUGCUCUUCCAGGCGUGUGGGGUGCAGGUGGUGAUGGGAGACGAUGCCAUCAUGUCAGAGGGAGUCGGUGUGGACGACGUCGUGCAAACCCUCGUCGACUCCGCCCGCCAGGUCGCCCUGCUCGACCAUCUGCACCGCACUCCACCGCACCACAGCCACCACCACUCCACUGCCAACGACGGCAAGGGCAGCAAGGGUGGCAGUGGCAAGGGUGGCGAUGGGGCAUCGUUCCGCACGUCAUUGCUGCUGUUCUGGGAUGCGCUGGUGGUGGCGGGGGGCCGGGAAGGUUCUCUCUUUGACUCCCAGCUCCUGCCCACGCUUCUUGACUACCUCGUUGCCCUCUCCUCCUCCUCCCCCCGCAUAUUCCGCCACGUGGCAACACUCGUGGCACUGCAGCUCAUCUCCUCCAUCAUCACCGUCGCUUCCGUGCUCUCCGAAUCGCAAUCCACGGCUCAGAGGCAGCUGCAGGCCGCGAUCCGACGGUCGGAAGAGCAGGAGCAGCAGGCGACAAGAGCAGGGGCGGAAAGCCGAGGAACAGGAGUGAGGAGGAGCAAGAGGAAGGGGUCUACUGGGGGAGGUGGGGAAGGACGAGGGGAUGGGGACGCCGGGGAAGCGGCAGGACUGGGGGAUGGGUCUGAGGGGGCAGGUGGGGGAGGUGGAAGCGGAGGGGCGAGCAGGCGGGCAGCGGUGGAGCUGCAAGCGAAGGUGGAUGCGAUUCAUGGGCAGGUGGCCAUGCUGGAAGGGGUCAUGCGGCGAGGGUUCACAGGGUGCGUGAGGAGUGAUGAGUGGUGGGUGACAAAUGCCAUCGUCACGCGGACUCCAAUAGAUUCUCAAAAUCCUUCUGUAACCCAACCCCCUCUUGCAGUGCAGCAUCAUAACGCAUCGAUAUCGCGACGUGGAUCCGGCCAUCAGAGCAGCAUGUGUGGCGGCGCUGGGGCAGUGGGGCAGUGGGUGUCAGGCACGACUCCCAUCACUCCUCCCACCCACCUCCCCCUUUUGCACCCCCCCUUACUGGCAUCCUGUAUUACACCCCCUCACAAUCCCCCCGCCAGCAUCAUCACGCAUCGCCAUCGGGACAUCGAUCCGGCCAUCAGAGCAGCGUGUGUGGCGGCGCUGGGCCAGUGGGUGACGCGCUACCCGUCGCUCUUCCUCGAUGAUGUCUUCCUCAAGUACCUCGGCUUCUCGCUCAAUGACAAGGUGGCAUCCGUCCGCCUCACGGCCCUGUCAGCGCUCCAGUCGCUCUACGCCAGCGAGGACAAUCUGCCGGCGCUUGGCGUCUUUUCGGAGCGCUUCGUGCCACGUGUGCAGCAGAUGGUGGAUGACGUGGAUGCUGACGUGGCAGUGGCUGCUGUCUCGUUGGUCCAGCUGCUCGCCAGCAACGACACCCUCCCACACAACCGUGCCGUCGCUCUCCUCUCUGAUCGCCUCACGGACGACUGCCUGCCGCUCAGACUCGCCGCCUGCAACGUCCUCUUCCUCCUCCUCCUCGCCUCCUCCCCCAGCCCUGCCUCUCCUGCUGCUGCUGAAGCCGCUGCAUCCGAAGCAGGCCCGAGGAAAGGCAAGGGGGGAGGCAAGAGGGUGGAUGAGAGGGGAGGGAAGGGUGGGGAGGCGGAGGAGGGUGCAGGGAGGCAGGUGGUGGUGGUGGUGCGAAUGCUGCAGACGUGUGGGGAUGCGGUGCAGGCUGGGUACGUGGUGGAUGCGCUGUGGGAGCGAGUACCGGCCCUCAUGGCGUGUCGCUAUGUGAUUGGCUCGCUGCAUGUGAAUGCUACUGCAUGCGAAUGCUCUUUCAUUCCCUUCCAUCCCUCCCAUCAGGACUUGAAGUCAAUUGGGAAGUUGCUACUGCAGUCAGACACCCAAGCCACGCCCCUCUCCCCCUCCUCCCAGCCGCUCUCCCCCACUCCUCCCUCCUCCUCCACCCCCUCGUUCCCCUCGUCGCCUCCUCCUCCCGAAGCCGACACGCCCACCCUCGCCCUCCUCCUCUCCCUCGCUGCUCGCAAGACCGUGGGAUUGCCGAUUGUGCCGCGGAGUGCAGCGGAGGUGAAGAGAAAGGCGCCUGUUGCACUGUCCAAGGCCAAAAAGGAUCGGCAAGCAGCAGUGGUGGCGGAGAUGACAGGGGCGCUCGUGAAGGUGCUUCCGCCAAUGAUGAGGCGCCACGUGGCGGAUGAGCGCGUGCUGCUGCGGCUGCUGGAAACAGCAGAGUGUCUUGACGUGGGGUCGCUGGCGCAUAGGCAGCAGCAGGAGCCUCUCCUCGCGAUCCUCUCGGCGGCGCGUGACAGCCUGGCGCGCCACGUCAGCACGGCGGUGAUGGCGGCAGCGACACGUGUGCUGCUGCGGUGCAUGUGGCGUGCUCAGGGAGACAUGCGCGAGCAGGCGGAGGAGGCAGUGAGGGGCGCCGUGCGCAGUGUGGUGGUGGGGCGAGUGAAAGAGGAGGCUCAAACCACUCUGGAGGCCACGUCAGGCACCCCUGCAGCUGACGUGGACACCUUUUCUCUCUCGGUGGCUGCUACUCGCCUCGCUGUCUUCCUCCUGCAAGCGGACCCUACCCCCUUCCUCCCCGCCCCCGCUGCUGCCGCUGGUGGCACUGAUUCAGCUGCUGCUGCUGCUGCUGCUGCUGCUGCUGCUGCUGCUGCUGCUGCUGCAGAUGGGAUGCAACCACCGGACCUGUUUGCUCUGCUCCUUCGGUUGCUGGAGAAAUUUCCUCCUUAUAAGCACCCUCAGGUCAGCAUACGCUUACUUCCUGUGCACUCUCUGCUCUUCAGUCCGCAAGGGGGUCUUUUUUUUUCUCUGCGAAGUGCUGCGGUUUGUUUCCUACUGACUCGAUUUUCUCACUCUGCAUUGCUGCUGCCUGACUCCUCUUGCCACCUCCUCUCGUUCCCCUAUUGGUCCGUCCAGCUGGCAUCGCCAGUGCUCCGCUCGCUGGUGCUGCUGCUCGUGUGGGGCUUUAAGAAACUCGUCACUGCAGUGGGCAAAAAGGGGACGGCAGGUGAUGGGGCAGACGCGGCAGGGAGAGACGCAGCAGGUGCUGCAGGAGGUGCUGAGGCUGAUAGGGAAUCAGGGGGGGAAAGAGGGCUCAGUGCUGGUGGUGUGAGUGAAGAGGUGGGUGAGCAAGAGGAGGAGGUGAGGGAAAGGCAGGGGCGGCUGAUGGGUGUGCUGCUGAGGCUCAUGGAAGCAGGGGCGAAGGGAAGGAUAGCAGUGAACGGAGGAGGGGAGGAGCAGGGCGAUGAGGAAGCCGAGGAGGAAGAGGGAGGAGGCAGUGGAGUGGAAAGGGAGGGUCAGAGAGAGCAGCAGCAGCGGUGGCGGCAGCUGCAGCAGCUGGCAGUAGAGGUCUUGGAGCAUAUAUCGGACCUGUGGGUUCUCUUCUCGCCUCAUAAGCUCGCUCACUCGCUCCUACACCCACUCUCUGUUACAGUCACACCUGCCAGCGUCAACGCCUACUGGGCGGCAUUCAGUCGUCUGCUUCCCCCUUGCUCAGCAGAGAGGGGACAGAGCACACAGGAGAGGCAGCAAGAGAGGGUGUCGGAAAGAGGGGAAGAGAGAGUGGUGGCGGCAGCAGCCAAGCUGGUGCUGUGCGGUGCUGUGGACCCUGAGCUGCUGGCGCCUGCUGUGCUCUCACGGCUUGUGGUGGUGGGGAGGGGCGAGAAGACGGAUGAUGGGGGUGAGGAGGGGGAGGAGGGGGAGGAUGAGGAGAGGGAGGACGGGGUGGCACGGCUGUUUUUGUCUCAUCUGCAGCAGAGGAAGAAGCGGGCGGCAAGCGAGGGAGGGAAGUUUGAGCUGUGGCGGAUUUUCCUUCAGGCACUGAAAAUGACCUUUAUUCCCACUCUCCCACUCAUCUCCAACCACUCGCACACAGAGGAUGACGUGGCACCAUCUCAUUCGCCAAGCCCAGCAUCUGUAGGACGCUGUGCCAGCCUGGCAGCCCGGCUGGCAGCUGUAGCAGCCGCCCCGCAGUUCUCUGCACAGCGAUUGGUCGAGCAGCGGGCGGCGAUUCGGCAGCUGGUGCAGGAAGGGGUGGCAUUCGCCUUUGAGUCGUUGCCCGACCGGCUGGCGUUUCUCGAAUGCGCGCUUCUACCGUUUUCUGCGAAGCUUCUUGGAAAUGACGCCCGAAGCAUUCUCAAUGCAUUAGAGGAGAGGGUGUCAGCCGUGGAUGAAGAUGUGGCUGAUGACGUGGCAUCAUCUGAGCCGUUGUUGGCCUUCACGUCUGUUCUGACGGAGAGAGCAGCGACAGCACCGCCGCCUGCACCUGCUGCAGCUACAGUUAAGGAAAGCGUGGCUGAUGGACCGGCAGGCAGGGCAGCACCUGGUGCUGCAGAUGAUGCUUCAGGUGCUGUGUCAGAUGAGGCAGGAGGUGGAGCAGAAGCAGACAGAGACAUUCACAGGGAGGGCGUUGAGGAGGGGAGAGGGGGGGUGGGAGGGAGCGGAGAGGGCAGGAGACGGACACGUCAUGGUGGUGGUGUGGAUGAGACUGCAUCCGCUGUCAAGCGCAAAAAACUCUCCUUCUCUUCUGCUGCUGCUGCUGGUGGUGCUGUUGGUCCUGAUGCUGUUGGCGCUGAUGCUGGUGGUGCUGCUGGGGCUGCUGGCGGUUUGGAAGAGGAGGAAUCUGAAGAAAGUGCUGGGGAGGAAGGUGAGGGAGAGGAAGAGGAGGGAGGAGUGAAUGAGUCAGGGGGAGAAGAGGAAGGGGAGGUUGGAGAGGAAGGGUCAGCGGAGGGGAGGGAGGAUGGUUCAGGGCCAGGGUUGAGUCAGCCAGUAGGAGGCGGCGUGUUGGUGGCUGAGCCAGUGGGAGGCGAGAGGAAGUAUGUGAGGAAGAAGAGGAGGGGUUCAGCGGUGGACGGGGGGAAAGAGGAGAGGAGAAUGAAGAGGAGGGAAGAGAGGGGUGGUGAUGGGUCGGAGGAGCGAGCUGAUGUUGGAGGAGAUGGAGAAGGGGGUAGGGAGGUGGAAGGUGGUGGGCAGGAGGGGGAGGCGAUAGGGGAAGAAGUGGACACGAAUACGCAAGGCACAACUCCUGAUGCGACUCAAGAUGAAACGCAAGUGGAAGAGAGUACCCAAGAUGCCUCUCAAGAUGAAAUGCGGGUGGAAGAGAGUACCCAAGAUGCGACUCAAGAUGAACCGCGAGUGGAGGAGAGCACCCAAGAUGCGACUCAAGACGAAACUCAAGGGGCUGCGCAAGGGAAUGAAGCGGGGGAGGGUGGGAGGGAGAUGGGAGGGAGGAGUGCAGGGGGCACUGAGGAGCAAUUGCCUUCCUCUUUUGAGGCUACAGAGGAGGAGCUUCCUUCCUAA